AUGGCUUCUUCACAACACGAACUCCGCAUCGUUCUUAUGGGAAAGACAGGAAAUGGAAAAAGUUCAACUGGCAACUCAUUGUUACAUUCUCGAAGCGCUUUUCUCUCUACACAAUCAGCCGAAUCGAUAACAAAGCAAUGUGAAGCGAAAAUGUAUAAUCAUACAGAUGUCAGUGGACAACAGAAAAUAUUGACUGUUGUCGACACACCAGGCUUUUUUGAUACAGACGCGACAGUAACAAACGAAAUGGUACAGAAUAAAAUCGCUUCACAAAUCUUCGAUAUGACAUCACCAGGUGUUCAUGCCUUUUUAAUCAUCGUUCGCGUCGAUCGUUUUACACCAGAAGAAAAAAAUACUGUUGAUUUUAUUAAAAAAAUUUUCGGUGAUGGUGCUGCCAAAUAUUGUAUUGUCGUCUUUACUCGCGAAGAUCAAUUGGAAGGAGUAGAUGUCUAA
Molecule: messenger RNA, 453 nt
Organism: Rotaria sordida
Lineage: Eukaryota; Metazoa; Rotifera; Eurotatoria; Philodinida; Philodinidae
Source: the annotation of a GenBank genome assembly